AUGAAUUUGUUGUUGCAGGACCCAUUUCAAGUGUUGAAGGAAUACCCGGAAAGAUUAGUACACACAAUCAAUGGACCUGUGAAGACUACUACCAUUGCAUUCUCACACAAUGGUGAUUAUUUAGCUACAGGGUGUUUAGAUGGUACUAUAAUCAUAUAUGAUAUGGAUACAAUGAAACCUGCCACAGUGUUGAAUGGACACGUAAGAGCUAUUCAACGAUUACAAUGGGGUCCCCAUGGUGAUUUACUUUUAAGUAGUAGUAGAGAUAUGACUGUAAAAGUUUGGGAUUUAAAAUUAAUCGGUAAUAAAUUUGAUAUUGUUACACCAAUUCAUGAUUUAAAAUUUAAUGGACCAAUAUGGGGUGCACAUUGGAUUAAUGAUAAUUUAAUUAUUGUAAGUAUAUUAGAAGAAUCGUUUGCAAUGAUGAUUGAUCUUAUUACAGAAAGAAAAUCUUUUUUAAAUAUUGAUAAUGAUACUCCGUUAGAUCAAGGUUAUGUUUUAAAUUGUGAAUUAUAUCCAUCAUCAUCACCAUCAUCACAACAAGAUGAUAGGAUUAUACUUACAGGAAGUUCAAAAGGUUGGAUUAAUUUUUUCAAGAUUAAAGAUAUUGAUACUUAUGAACAUUUAUUUGGAACAAGAGUUUGCUCAUCAAAUAUUAAACAUCUUCUAGUUUCACAAAAUGGUGAAAGAUUAGUAGUAAAUUGUUCAGAUAGAUCAAUUAGACAAUAUCAUCUCAAUAUGGUGAAUCCAAUUGAAUUAACUUUAGAACAUAAAUACCAAGAUGUUAUUAAUAGAUUACAAUGGAAUGAUAUUAAAUUUUCUAACCACGCAGCCGAAUAUCUUGUUGCAUCACCUCAUGGUAGUUCUACUCAUGAAUUAUAUUUAUGGGAGACUACAUCUGGUUCAUUAGUUAGAGUUCUUGAAGGGGCAGAAGAAGAAUUAAUGGCAAUUGAUUGGGAUUUUAAAGGUAUGAAAAUUGCUUCAACUGGUUUAGAAACUGGUGAUAUAUAUUUAUGGUCACUUGUUAUUCAACCAAAAUGGAGUGCAUUGGCUCCAGAUUUUGAAGAAAUAGAAGAAAAUAUUGAUUAUCAAGAGAAAGAAGAUGAAUUUGAUGAUGAUGAUAUUGAUGACGAAAAUGAAAAUAAGAUUAUUUUAACAAAGGAAGAAGAUACUCCAAUUGAUUUAAUUACAAUGGAUCCAUGUGAUGUUAGAGGCAAUGAGCAAGUACCUUCUUUCGUCUUACCAAUUGAUUAUAAAAGUAUCUUAAUGGUUCAAAGGUUGUAA
Molecule: messenger RNA, 1284 nt
Organism: Maudiozyma saulgeensis
Lineage: Eukaryota; Fungi; Ascomycota; Saccharomycetes; Saccharomycetales; Saccharomycetaceae
Source: the annotation of a GenBank genome assembly